AGCGGCCAGAGAGAGACUGUACUGGCGGGCGGUUGCUGAAGGGGUUGUGGCUCCUGGUUAACUAGUUAGGUACCUCGUUAGCUAGCUAGCUAGCUAGUUAGUUAGAGCACAAGAAAAUGCUGCCGUCCAGGUUUCAGGUCCUGAGGGCAGCAGCCUCCUUCACCACCAGGGCUGUGUCCAUGGUGACCACAGCCUCCCAGGGCAGGGCUCCUGAUAUGGCGGAAGGAAACUCAGACUUGCUUGUGAGCAAUGUCAGGAACCGCCUGAGGGAGAUCGUGGGAGCAUCUACCAACUGGAGGGACCACAAACAGAUGAUGGCAGAGCGAGCAUCACUAUGUUCCCUGCUGGCCAGUUGCCAGGAAGACCUGCCGGUGCGCAGUAUGAAAGACAGCUAUGUAGAGGUGCAUCUGCCACUGGGGACUCAGCCUUUACUGAGAGAGAAGUACCUCACCUUCCACAACACUGUCAGGUUUGGUCGAAUACUAGAAGACCUGGACAGCUUGGCAGUGCUGAUUUGUUACUCUCAUACAAGGAACAAGGCACUGCAAAGGUCCCCACUGUCCAUCGUUACUGCUCUCGUGGACAAGAUCGAUAUGAGGAAGAACAUCAUCUACCCAGACUGUGACAUAAAGUUUACAGGUCAUGUAACAUGGGUGGGCAAGACCUCGAUUGAAGCCAAAAUACACAUGUCACAGUUCCACGAUGGGGACUACACUCCUGUGUUGGAUGCAACGUUCGUCAUGGUGGCACGAGAUCCUGAAAAUAAAAGGGCUGCAUAUGUCAACCCGCUGAAGCCAGAAGGCCAAGAGGAGGAAAAGUUCUUCCAGGAAGGGGAAGUGAACAAGAAGCGGCGUGUAGAACUGAGCACCGCUUCCCUGUUGAAGGUGGCACCCACUGAUGAGGAGAGGAAGCUCAUCCACAGCAUCUUCCUGAACACACUGGACUCCAAAACAGUGAGCUUCCGCAGUCGAGUUCUACCCCCUAAUUCUGUGUGGAUGGAGGAUGCAAAGGUGAAGGGACUGGAGAUAUGUCACCCACAGGAGAGAAACAUCUUUAACCGCAUCUUUGGUGGCUUCUUGAUGAGAAAGGCAUACGAGUUGGGCUGGGCCAAUGCCUGCUCCUAUGGUGGUUGUCGACCGAAUCUGGUUGCCGUGGAUGAUAUCUUAUUUCAGAAGCCUGUGGAGAUCGGCUCAUUGCUGCUCCUGUCCUCUCAGGUCUGCUACACAGAGGGCAAGUACAUCCAGGUCAGAGUUCACACCGAAGUGUUAGAUCCGUUGACAAGGCAACACAACACCACCAAUGUGUUUCACUUCACCUUCACUUCUCCUGAGGAGGUGCCAGCUAUUGUACCCAAGACUUAUGGAGAAUCAAUGUUGUACCUGGAUGGAAAGAGGCACUUUGAUCUGACUGUCAAGGGCCAAUGACAACCUGAAUAUUGACAAGUGGAGCUCUUUGGCAAAGCCUUAUCUUUGUCUGCAGUGCAUCUGUGACGAUGGGCAAAAAGAACCUUUUUAUUGCUAUAUAUAUUAGUUCAUAUUUAUGCAUGAAAGCAUUUUCAUUAUUUAGAGGAAUUAUUUUAUCCAUUUGUAUUUUGGGGUAUCAGUAGAGGAUGAAGAAACACACAAAAUGACAGAAUGUAAGGUCUUGGCCAAAUAUUUACCCUAGUGCCACAGCUGUCAAAUUUGAUUUUUCAGUGGUAGGUUGACACAAGUCUCAAGAGAUCCCACCAUUAUGAGUGUAGUGGAACUUUAAAUCAGUCUUUUGUUCACGUGCUAUAAGUUUAUACACUCCUUUCCAUGCACAAUUAGACUUAUAUACAUACUGUGUAGCUGUAAGGCCACAGUAUUCAGAUGGGACCCACUCACUGUAGAGGGGAUUACUACGUUGUGGCUGGAAUCCACCCAAUGAGAAACUUAAUGGGCAACAGUUGAAUUUUCUGUGGUCGCUAUUCACACCUGUACUCAGCUGUCACUUGAGUACCUGAUCUACUCAAAGGCCAACAGCUCCAACCCCCUGCAAAAAUUAUGGAAUCACCACACUUUGAGGAUGUUCACACAGCUUUCUUACGUUGUAGCAAAUAAAUUGGAGAGAACACACACACACACACACACACAUUUUCUGAACCGCUCGUCCCAGAUGGGGUCGCGGG
This is a messenger RNA of Scleropages formosus (Asian bonytongue), 2149 nucleotides long. It is a transcript of the gene acot9.1, whose product is annotated as acyl-CoA thioesterase 9, tandem duplicate 1. Lineage: Eukaryota; Metazoa; Chordata; Actinopteri; Osteoglossiformes; Osteoglossidae. Gene Ontology annotation, molecular function: fatty acyl-CoA hydrolase activity. The transcript has 16 exons. The record is from RefSeq and is a predicted model, not a curated record. Gene Ontology annotation, biological process: acyl-CoA metabolic process. Bases 117 to 1424 code for a protein of 435 amino acids. Gene Ontology annotation, cellular component: mitochondrion.